Molecule: messenger RNA, 4020 nt
Organism: Cyprinus carpio (common carp)
Lineage: Eukaryota; Metazoa; Chordata; Actinopteri; Cypriniformes; Cyprinidae
Product: olfactomedin-like protein 2A
Biological process (GO): signal transduction
Source: RefSeq, a predicted model, not a curated record
UGGUGAUGAUGAUGUUGGGUCUGUAGUCGCAUCAGCGCACACCUCACACACUCAAAGACCGGCGAGAUGUGGCGGAUAGUGGAGCUCGUGGCGUGUUUACUUAUGAUGUCCAGUCAUGUAUCAUCUCUGAACAAGAUCUUCGGGGAGGAACAAGUCCGCAUGACAUCAGAGGGAUCCGACUGCCGCUGUAAGUGCAUCAUGCGGCCUUUGACCCGGGAUGCAUGUGCUCGCUUGCGGACAGGAAGUGUGCGCGUGGAGGAUUUUUACACGGUGGAGACGGUGAGUUCCGGAGCCGACUGUAAAUGUUCCUGCACGGCUCCGCCCUCCUCUCUCAACCCCUGCGAGAACGAAUGGAAGAUGGAAAAACUCAAGAAACAGGCACCAGAACUGCUCAAACUGCAGUCCAUGGUGGACCUUCUGGAAGGAACUCUCUUCAGCAUGGACCUUCUCAAAGUUCACUCGUACAUCAAUAAGGUGGUGUCUCAAAUGAAUAACCUGGAGGAGAUGAUAAAGAUGAACCUCUCUCGGGAGAAUGACUUUGUGAGAGACAGUGUGGCGACUCUGACCAACCAACUACGGCAGUACGAGAACCAUUCUGACAUCAUGAUGAGCAUAAAGAAGGAACUGUCCAAUCUGGGCCUUCAGCUGCUGCAGAAAGACUCCACCGGCUCGGUCCCUAAAAGCAAAGCACAGGACACACUGGGGACAAAUAUCAAAGAUGCUUCAAAGUUUCCAGCAAAGAAACCAGAAAAAGGGAAACCUCCACCAAAGCCAGUAAAGGAAAAGCCGGCCAAGCUGAAGAAAGAGACCAACAAACCCGGUAAACCAGAGCAAACAGAACUGCCCAGUAAAACCAAACCAUCACAGAACCAGCCAGGACUCAUCCGGGGAAUCACAUACUACAAAGCCACCAAAACUGAUGAGACAAGCAACCAAAAAGGUGAAGAGAGACCUGAUGAAACAGACAUGGUGCUUGAGGUAGAGGUAGAGGAAGAGGAAAGUACCAUAUUUUCCGACACCUUAGCAACAGAGACAACCCUGGCAACCGUGCCCACGACAACAACAACAACCACUCCUCCCACAACAACAACAACCCUGAGGACGGCAACAACUAGCAGAACAUUAUACAGAGAGGAGCGACCGGCUCCAACCAUUGCACUUGUGCUGGACAACACCAGCAAUAACUCAUACAUCGCAAUUAAAGAGCACAGCUGUGAAGGGACGCUGGCUUCGGUUGAUCUGCCGGUCAAACAGCACAGUUACGGUAGGAAUGAGGGCGCAUGGAUGAAGGAUCCCGCCGCCAAGGACUCCAAAAUCUACGUCACCAACUAUUACUACGGCAGCAACCUUGUGGAGUUCCGGAACUUGGACAACUUUAAACAGGGCCGUUGGAGUAACUUGUACAAGCUGCCUUAUAACUGGAUCGGGACGGGUCAUGUUGUGUACAGAGGAGGGUUUUACUAUAACCGUGCCUUCACCAAGAACAUCAUCAAAUACGACCUCAAGCAACGGUUUGUAGCCGCCUGGGCUCAGCUCCAUGACGUCGUCUAUGAAGACACCACACCUUGGAAGUGGAAAGGCCACUCUGAUAUCGACUUUGCCGUGGACGAGAACGGACUUUGGGUCAUUUACCCAUCUGUUGAUGAUGACUACGGACAGGCCGAGGUCAUUGUAGUCAGUAAACUAGAUCCCAAUGACCUGUCUGUCAAAAAGGAGAGCACGUGGAGGACAAAACUGAGUGGACGAGAACGGUUCGGGAACUGCUUCAUAAUAUGUGGCGUCCUGUACGCGGUGGACAUUUACAAUCAGCGGGAAGGGGAGGUUUCGUACGCGUAUGAUACGCUCACAGGGGCCGAGGCGUCUCCGCGUUUACCUUUCAUUAAUGAAUACGGGUUCACCACACAAGUCGAUUACAACCCGAAAGAGAAGGUUCUGUACGCCUGGGACAGUGGACACCAGCUCACCUACAACAUCAACUUUGUAGAGCAGGAAAAGAAAUGAAAUCAGACUUUAUCAAUUUUAUCUACUCGAAGCAAAGGCCACUUCCUGUGUAUCUGAUUGUAACUGUCUCAUUGAUUCCACUGACAAACGCUCUCUUGAAAUGAAACGGUUCAUCGUGUCCUCAUGAACUUUAAUAGCCAUUUGUUAGAGAUUACAGUAUAUAAGAACAAAGGGAUUGCAUAACCGCUGCUCUAGAACUCACUGCCAGAUCUAGAAUCCCAACUAACGAAAUCUAAAGGCCCUUUCACAUGAUUCACAUUAACAUUCCCAAUGCAUUGAACUCCAUGGAACGAAGCUAUUACCAACUUCUUCUUAUGUUCAUCCCAUAUGCCACUGAAAGUUUUGAAGCAUGAUUACUGGAAAAUUUGUAUGACGUUCCUUCUUUUUUGCCACUUAACCUCAGGACAGGACAGGUUUUGCACAUAACAUUUGUCCUGAAGUCCAAUGAAGUUUUAAUACAAUUCAUGUGAAAGGUUCUAAAGAGUUCACAAUUGACCCUUCGCAAAGACCCGCCCCUUUUAGUUUAGUUAGUUAGUUAGUUGUUACGUCCGACAAGCCACAUCUCUCUCACGCCCACAAAUCAUGUUCUCACGCAGUGAAAAAUACAUCACUGAGCAAAAAGGACACUGUCAAAGCCUUAGCUUUCAAAUUUUGUCAUUUGUCCGGUUUGUGGCUCUUUAUAUCUCAUGACAGAUCACUGUAGCACCUCAGUUCAAGCGGCACAUGAAUUAAUCAUCUCUUUCUCUUUACUAGUAAUAGUGUGAGAUAAACAUGAAUGAACAUCAGAAGAUACCUUGUUUCAACUGUGGAAAGACAUCAAUACACCCCAUUUUUCAAGUUCAAGUCUACCGACAUUAAUCUACUCUCCUGUCUGGUUAGUUUGUCGGACAAAAAUGAUUCUCUGCAAAAGGGUCAAUUACAGCUUCUAGAAUUUUGAGUAAGUUUUAAUAUCUAUUAAAAAGCCCUUACAAAUGUUUACAUAAUUUACACUGUCCUAACCAGGCAUGCUGCAAUAAAGCAACAACAAACAAUAAAAAUAAAAAUGCAAUUGAAUUUUUGUAUAUAAUACAUUUAAAUUAAAUGUAAAUAUUAAAUUAAUGAAGAAUAAUAAAUAACAUUUAAAAAUGAAAUAAUACAAUGCAAGUAAAUAAAUAAAGUUUUUAAUUAGGCUUUUUUUUGUAGAAAAAAAUAUCUUAAAACAUUAUAACUUUACUUGAGAAGCAUAACUGCCUAAAACCUUUUUAUGGAUUUAAUACAAGUGUAUUUUGUCUCGUAACUCCAAAAAAAAAAAAAAAAAAUGUACAAAUCAGCUAGAGCAGUAAGACAAAAUACAUUAAUAUUUAAAAUAUAAUGUAUUUUGCAUCUCAAAUGAAUUAAUCAUGUUAACAGCAUAGAUAUUUUAACAGGGAAAUUAGACAAAAACAUAUAUUUAGAAUAGGAUUUGCCUACCAAGGGCUCUGAAAUCCUGCUGAUGACCCAUGUCUUACACAUCGCCCCGGUUAUGACAUGUGUAAAUCAUUAAGUUAAGAGUUUUGUGACAUGCUGUUCUUUAAUAAAUAAAAGCUUGUCAUGUCAGCCACACCAACAACAUAACGUAACCUCAUGUUUCAUGUACCUGUAAUGAUAUUUUAUAAACAUAACAAGCAUCCAAGAAACACCUGCGGGAAAAUUGGUGUAUGUUUUCACAUUAAGAAUGUGCCAGAAAAUUGUAUUUCAGUGUUUCAGCCCAUAUAGCCUCAGCAGACUGGUAAAGCAUGAUAUCAUAAUGGAGAAAGAAAGAUUUGUGUGCUAAUGAGAGCAUAUAAUUAUGUUUGGGAGUCUCUCUAAUGACUGGGCAGGGUUAUGUAUAGAAUAUUUAUAACAGACAGGUCGUGUGAGAAAGCCUGUGACGCAUGGGUACGGAUACGUCGUGUAUAAACAGUUUAACGGCAUUUAGAAUGUUGUUUUAAAGCAGUUUGUCAUCCUCGUGUCCUCUGUAAAUAGCAGAAGUUUUAGAAACAAAAUAUUUUCAAGAGGAGG